Ceraceosorus guamensis is the source of this 246-nucleotide messenger RNA. RefSeq lists its product as hypothetical. The record is from RefSeq and is a predicted model, not a curated record. NCBI's taxonomy places the organism in Eukaryota, Fungi, Basidiomycota, Exobasidiomycetes, Ceraceosorales, Ceraceosoraceae. The annotation marks the transcript as partial. The transcript has 2 exons.
AAGCAUAACGCUGUGCGCAAUUAUACGCUGCAGAACGCCGAGAGCGGCUUGGCAGCGGACUAUCUCAAGCGACGACACGUGGUGCGUGUACGCGUAGAGGGCGAACAGUUCCUCCUCCAGACGCGCAACGACCGGCACGUCGUGGAGUGGAUCGAAGCUUUCCAAGCCUCGACCAACGUCGCCCUGGACCUGGACAGUCGAGUGCUUCCGAAAUUCAUCACGCUACCUCGUCGUCGCAGACGCAGA